UUACACUAGGUAGUCUUCGGUUAUUUUUUGCGAGUCUAGUUGUUGUUUCUAGGUGAGACAUACAAGCUCAACGUUCUUCAAGGAGAUUUCCGAUUUUGCAUUCUUCUUUGAAUUCUAUUUCGGCUCUGUUUUCUAGUUUCCCUCUUUGCCAUCGAUUCCAUUCAUGUUCAUUUGCUAUCGAGAUCCCGUUAUCUUAGGUCACCUUCGAUGAUUUUUUAAAGGGUAAUGUCUAUUUUUUAUCCAAAUUUUUUCCAGAUUCUUUUAUAUUAUCCAAACUUUAUCGAAAUACUAAGAAUUAACCAAAUGUUAACUUUUCGUUAGCAAUUUUUUUAGUAAUAUUGACUUGCCAACAUGAUACUGACUAGGAAGAGACACAUGAAGGUCAACAUUGCAAAAUUUUAGUAUUUUAACUAAGAAAAGAGUUACAAAAUUAUUAACGAUAACGUAAAAAUAGCUAAUAUUUUGAUGCAUUGCGAAAGAUUUGGCUAAUUAAUAGCAUUUUAAUAGGUUUGGAUAAUAUACAAUAAUUUGAAAAAGGUUUGGAUAAAAAAUAGACAUUACCCUUUUUUAAAUGCCUAGUUGUAGUUUGAUUUUUAAUUUAUGUUUCCACAUUUUUCGUUGAAUUCAGUUUCUGGUAUGUUUUCUAGUUUCUCUGCUUGGCUUCUGGUUUCUAUUAUGUGAUUUCAUAAAAGGGAAUUCUCUUGUUCUGUUCAAAUAAAUCGUGAUAUCUGCCUACUUCUCUAUCUUCAUCAUCUCCUGUCAAGCUGUUUGCCGGAAUUCAAUUCUUGCUGCUCCGUUAUUUCCAAUUUCACAUACUCUUAAUUUAAUUUCUCUGUUGUUGAUUCUUGGUAUGCAUAUAGUUCGUUGAAAACAAAAUUAGGUUUUGGUGAUUUGAGAACAUGAUUUUUGUUGUUCUUUCUAUUCAAUUGGUGUUAUCCAGUUACUCAUCUCCUCUAUGUGUCUUCGAUUUCAAUACUUAUUGGUCUGUUGCUGAGGGACCAUUUAUGUUUAAUUUAUGUGGUGUUCUAGUUGUUUGAUUUCUGUGUUGUUUUAGGUGUUUGAUUCUUCUUCUAGUUUAUACAUAAGUGGUUGCAUCUUUUUUAUUUUAUUUGUGUAGAUGGAUCUCCACGACCAUGAGCUGAAAAGGGUAUUGCAUAAAAAAGAGCCCCCAGAGAUCUAGAAGAGGCAUCUUGAAGUGCAGCUACCCAUGUAUAGGAGGAGGAAAGAAAAGAUCGAGUAAGUGUUCGGUUUACCAAGAAGAAAUCAUGUCAUGUAGUUGAAAGCACUUCCCCAAUUGCCUUCUCCAUAUCAUCAUUUGUAUAUGGAAAGAUAGUAAAGAUUCUCUCAUUUCUUUCCAAUGAACCCCUAGCAUCUUCCAUCGUACCAAUGACGAUAGUUUUUGUUGCUGAAAUCUUACUACCUGAUUUGAAUAAUGUCUCUCUAAUGAUGGAGUAUUUUUUUUUUUUUAUCUUUUGUGAUUCGACCUGCAAAGGUUUUGUACUCAUAAUCUCGUAUCUUGUUGUUUCCCCUCGUGGGAUACCUUUGGCCAAAAAAAAAAAAAUUUUCAUGUUCUCCGUUUUAAAUCAAAUUAAAGAUUUGCAUCGAACUCUUUAAUGAAUGCUUUGCAUGUGUUUCCAAAAUUUUCCCCUUUUCACUUAAUGCGUUUUUUCAUCUAAUUUAAGGGGUCUUUUGCAUGAUGGAUUUUUUUAAAUGAAGCAAUAUAGUAUAAUCAAAACUUAUUCAUCAUAUAGUAAAAGUGAAAUGAUUAAUGUGUGUUUAAAAUUGAAGAAGUUGUUCAAAUUGAAAAGAGUAAAUCGGCUUAUGUCAAAGAAUAAUUUAUGCAUACUAACAUUGGUAGUUACACUCACAUUGAUCUUAACACACUUAUACAGGUAGUUUGUUAACUUCUUAAAACUUGUGUGGCCAUUUUUAUUAUCAAUAUAAUAUGAUUACUAGAACAACCAUACAAUCGUGGUCAAUCUUUAGAUUUGUGUGUCCUUGAUAAAGUAGCAUUCAUUUUUCUUCUAAAAUCAAAAUGACAAUGUUGUAAUUAGGAUUAAUAUAUUUGUCUGGCUCGAACUUUUCUCAUAUUUAAUAUCCUGGAAAAUCCUUUUGGCAUUUAACAUCCAACCUUGAACUAUCACUGCACUUUACUAAUUUGGUUAAACUCGAGAGUUGACCGUUUAGUUUUUGUGGUCAAGGCCGUUAACUAACAGUUAAACCGCCACACUGCCCAGUCACCAUAAAUAAACAUAAAAUAUCUAAGUUUCACAUAAUCCUUAAAAGUUAAUAUGAUCAAAUUAAAAUCGUUGUAUCUUUCUCUCCGUUGGGUAAAGAUAGUAAAGACUCCCCUUUCUCUCCAUCGAAACCCUUGCAUCUUUAUCAUACCAAUGAUGAUAGCCUCAGCUGCUAAAAUCUUUCUACCUGAUUUGAAUAGUGUCUCUUUCAUGACAGAGCAAGUUUGUGAUUGUGAGUGAGAUGAAAUUUAGUUACUUUUCAUAUUCUAUUAUGGAUGCUAAAUCAAAUUAAAGAUUUGAAUCCAAUUUGUUUCCCUCCUCACUUAAUGUGUAUGUUGAUAUGCCUUGAAUUAGACUAUCUGGCUAUGAUUGGAAGCCAUGGUGUAUGGAUUUAUACACGUUUGUGACCUCAUUAUUUACCAUAUUGGAUUAGGGUUAGGCCACAUGGAGAAGUACUAUAAAUACUUCUCAUACUCCUAUGUAAUACAUAUCUCCUCAAAGUAUAGUGAAACGAGCUCUCUCCCGCCCUUGGACUAGCUAGCACACAUCGUGUUAGUGAACCACGUAAAUUCGUGUGUCUUGUUUUGUUUGUUGCUCUAUUGAUCUUCAAAUUUCCCGAUCCAUAGAAAUAGUCGUAUCAAGUGAUAUAAGAGCAGUGGUUGGAAAUCAGGCUAGGGUCUCAGACAUGAUGGUUCAUUAUGUACCGUGAACGAUGUCAGGAUGUUCCACAAAUGACAAAGAAUUUGAUCUCUUUAAGUCUUCUCGACAACAAAGGUCUUAGUUUCAAGAGAAGAUGUGGAGUUCUGUAUGUCUGUAAAGGUUCAAGGAAGGUACUGAAAGGCGUGAAGCAUGGCAUCUUGUAUGCAUUGCAAGGAUCUGUGUUGUCAGGCUCUGUUGUCGUUGCAUCAGCUCAGGUUCAUUAGGAAGAUAUGACAACUCUCUGACACAUGAGACUGGAUCAUAUGAGUGAAUGUGGGAUGUAAGUUUUGUCGAAGAGAGAUCUUCUUUGCAGGCACAAGGUGCAGAGUUUAGAAUUUUGCAAACAAUGUGUGUUUGGAAAAUUACAUCACAGUAAGAUUCUUAAGAAGGGUAUCCACCGGACGAAUGAGAUAUUGGAUUACCUCCACUUUGUCUAUUACGGUCCUUCAAUAGUUGAAUAUAUUGGAGGCAACAUGUAUUUUCUGUCUAUUAUUGAUGAUUACUCAAGAUUUACUUGGAUUUUCAUGAUAAAGCAGAAAAGUGAAGGCUUCAAGAAGUUCAAGUUGUGGAAGGCCUUGGUGGAGAAUCAGACCUAAAUGAAGAUCAAGAUACUUUGAAUCGCUAAUGGUUAGGAGUUAUGUAAUUUUGAGUUCAACGAAUUCUGCAAAGAUGAAGGGGUUGCCCGUCAUCGGACUGUUAGAGACACUCCACAGUAGUAUGACAGCGAAGAAAGGAUGAAACAUACAUUGUUGGAUAGAGCAAGACGCAUGCUCUCUAAUGUUGGACUUGAGAGGUAUCUCUUUGAAUCCUAAAUAUGGCGAUACCCCAUUGGGGACCACCUUCUUCAAAGACCCACUAACAAGGUUCUAUGUAGAAGCAGUAAACAUGGCGUGCAACCUCAUCAACCGUGGACCUCACUCAGGUAUCGAGUGCAAAACUCCUUAUGGUGUGUGGUCUAGUAAGCCAGCUAAUUACUCUUUACUGAAAGUUUUUGGUUGUCUUGUUUACUAUCCACAGUGAAUGGGUUUAUACACAUGUAAGUUUCUAUUUUGGGCUUGGUUUGUAACCUUAUUCUUAUCAUAUUUGAUUAGGGUUAGACCACAUGGAGAAGUACAAUAAAUACUUCUCAAACUCCUAUGUAAUAUGUAUCUCCUCGAAGUAUAGUGAAACUGGCUCUCUCCUGUCCAUGGACUAGUUAACACACAUUGUGUUAGUGAACCACGUAAAUCGUGUGUCUUAUUUCUUUUCUUGCUUUCAUUUUCUUGCUCUAUCGAUCCUCCAAUUUCUCAAUUCGUAGAAAUAGUCGGGACAUUAUUUUUUUUUUCCAUCUAGUUUAAAGAGUCUAUUGAAUGGUGGAUUUUUGAAAUAUCUGACAAUUGCCACACAAAAACGUAUCAUUUCAAAAUACUUGUCUCCACCUAACAAUUCAAAAUAAUAUAAAACAAGGCAAUUCCAAUUGCCUUAACCAAAUUACAGCAUCCUUAUUUUGUGUUGCCAAACAAAACAGUUUGACACAAUAAUUUCAUUUUAAAACAAUUAGAACUAGGGCUGGUAAUCGGGUAUCCGGUUAACGGUAUAACCGGAAACCGAACCGGUAACCGGCGGUAACCGGUAUACCGUUAACCGGUGUGUGGCGGUACUCGGAUGGGAGAAAGGAGUAGCCGGUAUACCGACUAAGUUUCGGUAUAAUACCGACGGUCAACCGGUUUUACCGAUACCGUGAAAUAACCCUCCCCAGUACUCCCCACCCUCCCUUCACCUGCUUGCGAGAAGCUCUGCAACCCUUCUCUCCUCUCUUUCUUUUUUUUUUCUUCCCCAGCAACCUCUGCACAAGAAAUCCUCAACCUCUCCAAAUCAACAAAUCCAAAACCAACGUUCAUGAUUCUCAAUCUCAAAUGGCCACAGCCCACUAAAAAUCCCCAAUCCAUGCGCUACCUUUUCCAAAUCGGCAAAUCCCCAAUCAGCCGAUUCCCGACCCCAACUCUCUCGGACCAGAGAUUUCCGACCCCGGCCUCCGAUGAUGGCUUCGCAACCUCCGACGGCGGCCUCGCCUUCGUUCCCGAGUCCUGGCCCCAACCUCUGAAGGCUGCUUUACCUUCGUUCUCGAGUCCCGACCGCAACUCCGACCAGAGAUUCAGAGAUCUGGAGAUCCACCGCUGUCGCAGCACCUUCGCAGACGGCCGGAUCCACCAGCGACGACUGCAUGCAGGAGGGAGAUGGAGAGCCGCCAUGCGCUGGAGAUGCUACUCUGUCUCGAAAGUUUCUCCAGACCCCUGCUUCUACUCUCCGUACUCUGCAAAGAGUGGGUCGGUUGGGGGAAGAUGAAGAGUUGAAGACGAAGAAAAGAGAAAGGCUUACCGGUUUUCGGAUAACCGGGAACCAUAACCGUUACCGACAAUCCGGUAAGCCGGUUAACCGGAAAUUACUCGGUACCGGUAGUCGGAUUCAAAGCUGGGCAUGUCGGUAAUACCGAUAACCGGUAAAUCGGUAACCGGUUAUACCGAUACCGACCGAUUACCAGCCCUAAUUAGAACAAAUUGACUCAUAGCAUUCUAUCAUCAAAACAACCCCAAAAUUCGUUUUUAAACAUACAAAGUCAUGGUGGUUGAUGUAUCCCAUAAUAGCACAUGUGCACAAAUUUAUAUCUACACAAUGAAUUUAAUUCAUUAGC
This is a messenger RNA of Linum trigynum, 5607 nucleotides long. Lineage: Eukaryota; Viridiplantae; Streptophyta; Magnoliopsida; Malpighiales; Linaceae. The record is from the annotation of a GenBank genome assembly.